Messenger RNA from Symbiodinium natans, 741 nucleotides. The record is from the annotation of a GenBank genome assembly. Lineage: Eukaryota; Dinophyceae; Suessiales; Symbiodiniaceae.
AUGCAAGGGAACGCAGACGCCGAGUACACCUACGAUUGGCGGUCUACUUGGGGGCCCGAGUCCCGGCGGCGCUCGGAGCCUCGGCGCUCGGAGCCGCCGGGCGACUGGCGGAGCCCGUCACCAGGUCACCGAGAUGCUCGGGACACCUCCACUGGGCUGAUCCCGACGGACUACGGCGAUGACCACUACGUAGCCGCCAACGUGAAGAUUGCCUCCCACCCAGGACACUACAUGAACCAUGAAGCAAGCCAUCUCAUCAACCCGUUGUCGGUCGAAUACUGGGCAUCCCUGCCAGGACAGGUUCGUGACCAGGCCUUUGCCUUUGAGUUUGAGCAGGGUCACGUUCUCGCUGCCGUGGAAUGGAAGGACAGAGGUGACGGAAUGGGCGUGCAUCGCCUUUCGCUGGAAGCGAAGGUUAAUGGGGAGUGGCAGAAACUUUCUACCUGGGAAGCCGCCAAGAAGCCGGUUUGGCAGGUUCACAAGAUGACCAUGUCCAUACGGAGUAGCCUUUGGCGGCUCACGUUCCUCCAGAACCACGGAGAUGAGAACCAUCUUGUCGUUCAAGCUGUGAGGUUUGUCAUCAAGCUGCAGAAGACGGAACCAGCACACAAUGUGGGCUAUCCGCAAAAGAUCACCAGGCAAAUCUGGGGCGACCGCAGAUUCACCGAUGUGGAGGUCAUCUGCGGCGAGCAGCACUUUCCGGUGCACCGUGCCGGAGCCUUGAGAAGGAGAACCCGCUAA